CACCUAUAUUUCUAACCUGUUUUAUAUGACGCUACGUUUCAGACUGUAAAAUUUAGCAUUGUAUAAUAUUGGUAAAUUGAUCUGAUCUAGGAAGUUCAACGGUACCUUGCUAAACUAGACCUUUCAAAGCCAUCAAGAUGCUACCGUUAUCAUUACUGCGAACCGCUCAAAACCAUCCAAUGCUGGUAGAACUUAAAAACGGCGAGACCUACAACGGGCAUCUGGUUUCUUGCGAUAAUUGGAUGAAUAUCAACUUGAGAGAAGUAAUUUGCACAUCACGAGACGGUGACAAGUUCUGGAGAAUGCCCGAGUGCUAUAUUCGCGGUUCUACGAUCAAAUACUUGCGUAUUCCUGAUGAGGUUAUUGAUAUGGUCAAGGAAGAGACGCAAGUGAAAUCCCGAGGCUUGCGCGAGAUCUCCAAAGGGCGAGGAGGCGGCAACAUGCGCUCGGCGCGCGGCGGCGCACGCGGGGCCUUCGGCGCGCGCCGCCCCGCCCCGCCGCCGACACACGCCCGCCAACCCAACCAGCAACCAAGACCCAUGAAGAAGAAGUAGAAUAUCUUAGCUAGUUUUCCAUAUUUCUCAAAUACAGAACAGAUUAGCUCUUUUAGACCUGUGAGCUGGAGCUGUGUUCACGAUGACAAUUGUCGUAUUUGCCGAUAUACGAUUUUCAUUAUGACUAGGCCCCCUGAUAUCUCCAAUGCAAUGCUCUAAUUUGUAACCAUUUAUUAACCUCUUUGAACGCCAGACGGCGAAGGAACUUUAAGAAGUCCCGCGUAAGUCCCUAUUGCAUUGGUGAAGCUGACGGCUGUAGCCGUCAUUGGCAUCCUUGGCAAGACUCCGAUGACGACCACAGCUGACUGUGCGGGUCAAAAGGUUAAAUAUAAAAUAGGUUACGAAAUAUUGUGAUCCUCGUACGUAACUAUUAGUCGACCAACUCUGCACGGCGUUUACAAUAACAAAGUGUAAUAAUGUCAUUAUUAGUGUUAAAAUUCUAUGAAAAUAUGCUGUUUAUAAUGGCAUUCCCUUACUUCUGUUCAAAUCGGUGCUGUUAGCAUGGAGUCUAAUAUGACGUCAUUACACUAUGGUGUUUAUUGUUUAAUUUAAUUAUUAAUAUAAGGUUUUUGAUUAU
Messenger RNA from Cydia strobilella, 1131 nucleotides. Its product is annotated as U6 snRNA-associated Sm-like protein LSm4. Gene Ontology annotation, cellular component: U6 snRNP; spliceosomal tri-snRNP complex; P-body. Bases 138 to 554 code for a protein of 138 amino acids. The record is from RefSeq and is a predicted model, not a curated record. Lineage: Eukaryota; Metazoa; Arthropoda; Insecta; Lepidoptera; Tortricidae. Gene Ontology annotation, biological process: nuclear-transcribed mRNA catabolic process; mRNA splicing, via spliceosome; spliceosomal snRNP assembly. The transcript is spliced from 2 exons. Gene Ontology annotation, molecular function: U6 snRNA binding.